AUACCUUCCCUCUGGUAAUAUUUUCAUGGGAACUAACAACUCUCCACAGUGGACACCGCCAUAGGGUCGGUUAUACAGACCUCCUUCUUUUUCCUUCAACCACGUUCUCGGUUGCAUAUAGUGAAUAAACAUGAGUGUAACAAUUUCGAAAAAACGCAAGUUCGUCGCCGACGGCAUCUUCAAGGCUGAAUUGAACGAAUUUCUCACUCGUGAAUUGGCCGAAGAUGGCUACUCAGGCGUGGAGGUCCGUGUCACCCCGGCCCGUACAGAAAUCAUCAUCAUGGCCACAAAAACACAAAGCGUGCUGGGCGAGAAGGGUCGUCGUAUCCGCGAAUUGACCGCCGUCGUACAAAAACGCUUCAAUUUCGAACCAGGCAAGGUUGAACUCUACGCCGAGAAGGUAGCCACCCGCGGUCUGUGCGCCAUCGCCCAGGCUGAAUCUCUUCGUUACAAGUUGACCGGAGGUCUGGCCGUCCGUCGGGCGUGCUAUGGUGUCCUCAGGUUCAUCAUGGAAUCAGGCGCCAAGGGCUGUGAAGUUGUUGUGUCGGGCAAAUUGCGCGGACAACGUGCCAAGUCGAUGAAGUUCGUCGACGGAUUGAUGAUCCAUUCCGGUGACCCAUGCAAUGAUUACGUGGAAACAGCCACCCGACAUGUACUCCUGCGACAGGGAGUGCUGGGCAUCAAGGUCAAGAUCAUGUUGCCUUGGGAUCCAAACAACAAGAUUGGACCCAAGAAGCCACUUCCCGACAAUGUUUCGGUUGUUGAACCCAAGGAGGAGAAGAUCUACGAAGUCCCGGAGACCGAGUACAAGAUGCCCGUUCAGAAGCCGAUUGGCGAAGAAGUAGAAGUGAAAUGAGGUGUUUCUAUGAUAAUAACAACACAAUAAAAUAUUUUUAAAAAAAAGUGA
Hermetia illucens (black soldier fly) is the source of this 907-nucleotide messenger RNA. It is a transcript of the gene RpS3, whose product is annotated as 40S ribosomal protein S3. The transcript is spliced from 2 exons. Gene Ontology annotation, cellular component: nucleus; cytosolic small ribosomal subunit. Gene Ontology annotation, biological process: positive regulation of apoptotic signaling pathway; translation. Gene Ontology annotation, molecular function: RNA binding; structural constituent of ribosome. The record is from RefSeq and is a predicted model, not a curated record. Bases 131 to 856 code for a protein of 241 amino acids. NCBI's taxonomy places the organism in Eukaryota, Metazoa, Arthropoda, Insecta, Diptera, Stratiomyidae.